AUGUCAGACUUCGACAAGGAGCCACGAGUCUCUCUGAUCACUCCGACCUCCGCUGGUGACAAUCGCAGGAGGACUUCUGUUACUUCGAUAUUGGCGUCAGGCUUUGAGACAGCAAACAUCGCCACCAAGCCCGACCACGGACAGCCUGGAGGCAACAGCACGACAUUUGCAUCAGAAGGCUUGACUUCUUUCUACAAGCCUGCAGACCACUGGGAGGGAUUGCAUCGAUAUGACCCAGACUUUGCUUGGGAGCCAGCUGAGGAGAAGGCUCUGGUCCGAAAGAUCGAUUGGAGAAUUUGUACAUUUGCAUGCUUGAUGUUCUUCGCUCUUCAGCUGGAUCGUGGCAACAUCUCUCAGGCAUUGAGCGACAAUCUACUCCCCGAUCUUGGCAUGAACACCAACGAUUACAAUAAUGGACAGACCAUCUUUUUUUGCUCAUUUCUGUUUGCUGAACUGCCUUCGCAAAUGAUAUCGAAAAGACUGGGUCCUGAUAGGUGGAUUCCGAUACAGAUGGUCUCGUGGUCGUUCGUCGCCAGUAUGCAAGUCUUCCUCAGCGGCAGAACUUCGUACUUCAUCUGCCGAUCUCUGCUCGGAUUGAUCGAAGGUGGCUUCAUUCCAGACACAAUCCUCUAUUUGUCAUAUUACUACACGUCCAAGGAACUGCCUCGACGACUGUCGUUCUUCUGGGUGGCUUAUCAAUCAACACAAAUCGUUUCAGCCUUCCUAGCUUACGGGAUCUUGCGAAUGCGCGGUAUCAAUGGGCUCGCAGGAUGGCAGUGUCUUUUCGCUUUAGAAGGCAUGCUCACUAGUCUCAUCGGUAUCCUCGCCUGGUUCUACUUGCCUGCAAGUCCUUAUGACACCGCCAGCUGGUUCCGCGGCAAGAAUGGUUGGUUCAGCGUCCGUGAGGAGACCAUCAUCGCCAACAGGGUUAUUUGUGAUGAUCCCUCCAAGGGCGACAUGAACAACCGUGAAGGCCUCUCGCUGUCCAUGCUUUGGAGGUGUCUCACAGAUAAGCACAUGUGGCCGGUCUACCUCAUUGGACUCAGUUGGGGAAUACCAACCCAACCCCCAACGGCCUACCUCACACUUAAUCUCAAGGCACUUGGCUUUGGCACAUUCGAGACAAACUUAUUGACCAUUCCGGCAUACGUGCUCUUCAUCGUACAAUUGCUCUUCUGGACCUGGCUAUCCGAAAAGAUCAACCAGCGCUUUGUGCUUGGCGUUCUUGGACAGCUCUACGCACUUCCGCUGCUGAUCGCUCUCGAGAUUCUUCCAGCAGAUAGCAGUCACUGGGGCAAAUGGGUCAUCGCGACGAUGCUUGUUGGACAUCCUUACAUUCACGCAAUCCUGGUCGCUAUCACAAGCCGGAAUGCUGGAACCGUGAGAACAAGAACUGUAGCCUCGGCAUUAUACAACAUGUCUGUGCAAACGUCGAGCAUCAUAUCUUCGCAGAUCUACCGAGAAAAAGACAAGCCACUGUAUCGAAAGGGAAAUGCUGCCCUGAUCGCAGUGUGCAUAUUCAACAUGGCUCUCUUCGUUGCAGCCAAGAUGUUCUACGUUGAAGUGAACAGGCGACGCGAUCAGACUUGGAAUGCAUUAACUACCGAGGAGAAAGAAGACUACCUCAGCACCACCAAAGACCAAGGCAACAGGAGGUUGGACUUCCGAUUCGCACAUUGA
Cercospora beticola is the source of this 1680-nucleotide messenger RNA. RefSeq lists its product as uncharacterized. Gene Ontology annotation, cellular component: membrane. Gene Ontology annotation, molecular function: sulfate transmembrane transporter activity. Gene Ontology annotation, biological process: transmembrane transport. Lineage: Eukaryota; Fungi; Ascomycota; Dothideomycetes; Mycosphaerellales; Mycosphaerellaceae. The record is from RefSeq and is a predicted model, not a curated record.